UGAAAAUGCUGUUAUCAAGGUCAUUUACUUAGUACAGUGGUCACCAACCUCUCUUUCCCGAUUCAAAAUGCAAGCUAAGACCUACCACGUUCCAUUCCUUAUAUAGCCAUUCUGUCUCAGCUCUUCAAAGUGGACAGCCUAGAUGCUGCUAAUAAUGGAAAUGGAACCAUAGUCAUGCUCCCACAGUCACAGGUUAGAAUAAACUCUUACCUCCCUAAUCUACAAUUCAACAGACUAGGAAUAGGACAUCUCAUCUGGUUCACUUGGUCUGAACUCUGCAAACGACCGAUCGUAAACGAGUGUCUACAAUGAAUCAGGUGAGUAACAUAUCCGCCUUUUCAUGAUCUGCGACGUGAAGGAAAUGUUUUCAAUGGAACGGAUGUGAAGGCAGAGUCUUUUCUUUCGGGACUUUAGGCAGAGUUGAAAUAUAACCGUCCGUUACCUCCAUAAUCUACAAUUCAACAGACUAGGAAUAGGACAUCUCAUCUGGUUCACUUGGUCUGAACUCUGCAAACGACCGACCGUAAACGAGUGUCUACAAUGAAUCAGGAAACACUCUCCCUCCAACCCUCCUCCCCCCUACCCCUCCCGGAGUCCCCGGGUCGUACCUCUCCUGGUAACACCUUACUGCUGGGUCUGAAGAGGGUGUCUGUGCGGUUGGUCGACUGCAGGAAAACACCGGCGCUAAGGGACAGUCCUAACUGUCACUCUCUCAGUAGAAGGGGCUUGUCAACUUGGGAGGCUGAUGCUGAGGAGGCAGAGAAAAGUCUCUCCAGAUCAGAACACCUCAAGAAACACCAGCAGAGACCCACACGGAAGAAACCUCACUGCUGCUCUGACUGUGGGAAGAGUUACACCUCUAAAGUAAACCUUAGAGGACACCAGAGAAUUCAUACUGGAGAGAAACCUCACUGCUGCUCCCAGUGUGGAGUGAGCCUCUCCUCUGCCAGUGCACUGGAAGGACACAUGCGGAUUCACACUGGAGAAAAACCAUACCAGUGCUCAGAAUGUGGGCAGAGAUUUAAAGACAACAGUGGUUUAAGGAUACACGAGAGAAUAAAACACACCGGCGAAAAACAACACUGUUGCUCUGACUGCGGGAAGAGAUUUGUUACAUCCCAACGCUUAAAAGCUCACUGGCGGAUUCACACUGGAGAGAGACCGUUCCAUUGCUCUGAGUGUGGGAAGAGUUUCAAACAAGCCUCAGCACUGUCUGAACACAAACUAAUACACACAGGAGAGAAGCCUCACCACUGUGAGCAGUGCGGUGGAAGCUAUUCCUCCGCUAAGUUACUCAGAAUACAUCAGAGGAUUCACACAGGGGAGAAACCUUACCAAUGCACUGACUGUGGGAAAAACUUCAGAUUUUUAUCUUCUUUAAGACGUCACCAGCUAAGACAUACUGGAGAAAAGCCCCACCAAUGUACUGAGUGUGGGAAGAGGUUUGCUGUUAAGACUGGACUCUUGCGACAUAACAUAGUGCACACUGGAGAGAAAGGAUACCAAUGUCCACAGUGUGGCAAGAAGCUAGGAUCAUCUAAUUCUCUAGAGCAGCAUAAGCGAACACACACUGGACAGAAACCCUUCCACUGUUCCCACUGUAAAUUAAGCUUUGCCACUAAUUCAGCCCUGUACAAACACCAGAUAAUUCACACAGGUGAGAAACCACACAGCUGCAAUGUUUGCCAGAGGAGAUUUGGACGGUCCGAUCACCUGAAAAUUCACAUGCAAAUUCACACAGGAGAAAAGCCAUACCACUGCUCUAAGUGCGAGCUGAGUUUCACUAACAACAGAUCUCUGAAAGAACAUGAGGUCAGACACACAGAAGAUAAACCUCACUGCUGCUCCCAAUGCGGUGCUAGUCUUUCCUCUGCCAGGGCACUGGAAGGACACAUGCGGAUUCACACUGGAGAGAAACCGUACAAGUGCUCUGAAUGUGGACAGAAGUUUGCACAUAGAACCGAUCUUGGGACACACCGAAGAAUACACACAGGAGAGAAACCCUAUCAGUGCUCUGACUGCAAGAAGAGCUUUCCAAGACUUGGCUCAUUAAAAAAUCACAUGUUCACACAUUCAGAGAAGAAGAUGUACCACUGCUCCCAGUGUGAGUCGAGCUGCACAACGCCAGACGCAUUGAGGAAACACCAGCUUAUACACACUGGAGAGAAGCCUUACCACUGCUCCCACUGUGACAAGAGCUUCCUUCGGCAACAGUCUCUCAAAGGACACGAGCAUAGUCACAAGGGAGAGAAACCGUUCUCUUGCUCAGACUGCGGGAACAACUUUGCCACAAUGGCAACCUUGCGAAUUCACCAGCGAAGACACACAGGAGAGAGGCCAUACCAAUGCCCUUUCCCUGACUGUGGGAAGAGUUUUGCCCAGGCCAGCGCCUUGAAAGUUCACAAGAGAAGGCACACAGGAGAGAAGCCGCACCACUGUGAUCAGUGUGGGAUGAGUUUUGUCACGUCAGGUGACUUGCAAACUCACUCCAAAAGAAGCCAUACUGCUGCACAGCCUGUGGACUCAGUUUUUCUAGAUCUGAUUACUUAAAGAUUCACCAGAGAGUCCACACAGGAGAGAGGCCAUACAGCUGCUCAGAGUGUGACAAGAUACACUUUGAAGAGUCACCUUACAAGACAACAGCAGAGACACACAGGAGAGAAACCUCACUACUGCGCAGAGUGCGGCAAGAGCUUCAAGUGUUUAAUGGACCUGAGAUGCCACGUUCAGCGCAAACAGUGGGACACCCUACCACUGCACCCUCUGAGCGCAGCUUCAGCUGCCCUCAGCAUCUGAAGUACCACCAGAUGACACACACGGGAGAGAAACCAUUCAUAUGCACCGACUGCGGGUGUGGUUUUGACGUACCACAGGAGGAUUCACAUCGGAGAGAAACCUCACAGCUGUGAUCAGUGUGACGAGAGUUUCAGUAAAAGGAGCAGUCUGCAAUCACACCAGCGGACACAUACAGAAGAGAAGCCUUACAGCUGUGAUGAAUGUGGGAAGAGAUUCACAAAUUCAGGAACUCUAGUUUCGCACAAGAGAAUGCACACCUGAGAGAAACCUUAUCACACACAGGUUUGAGGCCUAAUGGCUGUGCACAAGAGAACCCACACUGAUAGAUAUGCCUGGAUCAAAUAUGUAAUUUUGUAAAUGAUGGAACACAUUUUAUAGAAUGAGCAUCAUGGACACACAGUAACAACUGUGAAACAUGAAACACUUCUAGGUUGUCCUUGACAAUUCCCACAACUGAAACCACACAGGCUUUCACUCAGUGUUGUGGAUUUGACCAAAACCCAUAGUUUUUCAUUUAGGCUAAAACGUGACUCUUUGUCCCUCAGCACCAGAGAGCAGCAAGGAUACUCUCCCCUCCCCUCUACUCACUCUACACCAAUGACUGCACCUCAUACAACAGCCUCUGUCAAACUACUCUGGUAUCCAUUGUUACAUCACUCUGGUCAGUCUCCUCACCGACGGCCAUUAAUCCAUGUCAUGUGGAGAGGUCGACCGGCUAGUUUUUCAGAGCCACCGUGCUUCUAUGUUUGCAAUGUUUGGGGUUUUCGGCUUGGUUUCUGUAAAAGGACAUUGUGACUUCUGCUGAUGUAAAAAAGGGCUUUUAUAAAUUGUGAUUUAGAUUUUUCAUCAUUGUCACAAAGCCACACCCACAUUAGAAGUUCCCAAAUGAGAAAGUGUAAAUAUAUAUAAACGACAUUUACAUAAACAUUCAACAAAAUGAGUAUUUCUGUCAAGGUGCAAUAGAGCUGUCCAAUCCACAAGCGGCUCCUGGCAUGAUACAUAAAGCGGACAUUGCCAUUGGCUGCUCAGAGUCAAUAACAUCGUUUGAACUUUGAAACACGGCCUCAUGGGAUUGACUCUGUGCAGCCAAUGGCAAUGUCCGCUUUAUUUAUCAUGCCAGGAGCCGCUUGUGGAUUGGACAGCUCUAUUGCAGUUCCGCCAAAACAACCGCUAUGCAGAUGGAAACGGAUCUGAUUGAAUCCAGCCCGGAGAACGGACACAUUUCUCAACAUGCUCACAACUUGUCGUUGGAUACAAAUGAUAAACAUUAAGGCUAGAUUCUACCUUAACCCGCGAUAUCCGACAACUGCAGAGUCGUUUCAUUGGAUACAAAUGAUAAACAUUAAGGCCAGAUUCUACCUUAACCCGCGAUAUCCGACAACUGCAGAGUCGUUUCAUUGGAUACAAAUGAUAAACAACAUUAAGGCUAGAUUCUACCUUAACCCGCGAUAUCCGACAACUGCAGAGUCGUUUCAUUGGAUACAAAUGAUAAACAUUAAGGCUAGAUUCUGCCUUAACCCGCGAUAUCCGACAACUGCAGAGUCGUUUCAUUGGAUACAAAUGAUAAACAUUAAGGCUAGAUUCUACCUUAACCCGCGAUAUCCGACAACUGCAGAGUCGUUUCAUUGGAUACAAAUGAUAAACAUUAAGGCUAGAUUCUGCCUUAACCCGCGAUAUCCGACAACUGCAGAGUCGUUUCAUUGGAUACAAAUGAUAAACAACAUUAAGGCUAGAUUCUACCUUAACCCGCGAUAUCCGACAACUGCCGAGUCGUUUCAUUGGAUACAAAUGAUAAACAUUAAGGCUGGAUUCUACCUUAACCCGCGAUAUCCGACAACUGCAGAGUCGUUUCAUUGGAUACAAAUGAUAAACAUUAAGGCUGGAUUCUACCUUAACCCGCGAUAUCCGACAACUGCAGAGUCGUUUCAUUGUUUUUAUUCCGGUGAUGUCCGAGGUGUAACCACAUUAGAGCUGUCCAAUCAGAAACCUGCUGUAAUAUCAUCACGGAUGUUGCCAUUGGAUAAUCUCAUGCGGUCUUUUUAGAUUCAAAUGUUCGUUGUAAUCUACACCUUGAUUAGCCUGAUAUAAUGCUGUAAUCUACACCUUGAUUAGCCUGAUAUAAUGCUGUAAUCUACACCUUGAUUAGCCUGAU
Molecule: messenger RNA, 4948 nt
Organism: Oncorhynchus kisutch (coho salmon)
Lineage: Eukaryota; Metazoa; Chordata; Actinopteri; Salmoniformes; Salmonidae
Product: zinc finger protein 883-like
Exons: 3
Coding region: 541-2550 (669 amino acids)
Biological process (GO): regulation of cytokine production; regulation of immune system process; negative regulation of transcription by RNA polymerase II
Cellular component (GO): nucleoplasm
Molecular function (GO): DNA-binding transcription repressor activity, RNA polymerase II-specific; RNA polymerase II cis-regulatory region sequence-specific DNA binding
Source: RefSeq, a predicted model, not a curated record